AUGCUCAGGCCACUCCGCACAUGCCGACAGAUCUACCAAGAAGCCAAAUUUUUGGCAAUCUCAUGUGUCUCGUGGCCUGUGGAUUGCGGCGGUGACUUGGAUUUCGCCGGUUAUUAUCCCAAUCUGAACCCCGAUAUGCUCUCGGCCAUCAAAUCCGUCACUUUCUGCUAUCACAUGGAUCACACGUCCCGAGGGGAACAUAAUUGGCUGUUUUACCUUCCUGAUUAUCCCUUUGACAAGUUUGGGCUUCAUAACAUCGAGGAACUGGUUCUUUGGCCAACGGGACAGGAUGAAACGUGGAAAAAGUUGAAACCUCGAGAGGAUGCCGUAGGGGGUCCUGAUUCCCCCGUCGAAAUCACACUUGCUGCAUUUGCAAGGGCUCUGAUGGCUACCAUUCGACGAAGAAAGGCGCUGAAGAAAAUAGUUGUCGAUUGUAGACAAUUUAUUCUCAGGAAGAAUCUUCCCAAAUUGCGCAAGGAAUUUAGAUCAGAAUUCGCUGCGCCAUCUUUUCAGAACUGGAGCUGUGAACAGCUUGAGGUUGCAUUUCAGGGCGAUUACUAUAAUUGGGCUCAGCGUUGGUAUAUUAUUGUCGUCGAGCCUGAUCUCUGGAGGCUAGUUUAUGAGGGUCUUGACGACGAGGAGCGGUCGGUGACGUUGGAAUUCAGGGUCUCGGAUGAAUGGGAGGCAUACUAUGCCAAAUAUGCGGUUGACUCCCCUCCACUUAGGGAAAGGCAGCUCGCCUUUUUCGAGAGGGUGUUAAGUCCCGGUCUUCUGGAGACUUUAAGGAAUCUCGCAGCAGCGCAGGCUGAGAAUGGACAGGGGGAGAUGAGCCAGACGAGAAUGGACAUGAUGACGAUGACCCAAACGAAAACGACCAAGGGGUUGCCUUCGAUACAAUGGAUGAGGAGGACUUCGACAACCUGA
Molecule: messenger RNA, 924 nt
Organism: Penicillium cosmopolitanum
Lineage: Eukaryota; Fungi; Ascomycota; Eurotiomycetes; Eurotiales; Aspergillaceae
Exons: 1
Coding region: 1-924 (307 amino acids)
Source: RefSeq, a predicted model, not a curated record